AUGGCCGAUAAUGGAGGUCACCAAAUCACUCAGGCCAAGCCCCUGGCCCAGAUGGCAAAACUGCAAGCUGAAGUCCAAAGACUCGCUGAGAUGUCCACUCGAAACAACGUCGAAAAACACGAGGAGAACGGCCCCAAGGGCCCAGGCAAAGACAACACAGACCUACUGAGCGUCAACCUACCAAAGGAGAAGUUAACCUUGGACAACCCGUUCUCUGAGAAAAUUACCAACUAUCAGAUGCCGAAAAAUUUCAUACUGCCAUCUUCCCUUGAGCCGUAUAAGGCGAUUGGUGAUUCCCGGGCUCACAUUAGGAAAUUCCAAUCUAUGAUGUUCUUUAAUGGCCCUAACAAUGAACCCGUGCUUUGCAGGGCUUUUCCCACAUACCUUGAUGGAGCUGCAUUAUUUUGGUUUUCAAAAUUACCCGAAGGAUCAAUCUCUUCAUUUGAGGAGUUGGCGAAGUCCUUCAUCGACUACUUCGCGGUGGCACGAAUAUAUGUGCACGGAUCAGACUACCUAGGAACCAUCCGCCAAGGUCCACAAGAAAGCCUAAAAGACUAUAUGACGAGAUUUCUAGAGGCCACCAUGGAGAUACCAGACCUGGACCCUGCUGUCCACCUACACGCCCUCAAGGCCGGUCUCAAACCCGGGAAGUUCAGAGAAACAAUCGCGGUAACAAAACUAAAAACAUUAGAAGAAUUUCAAGAAAGGGCGGCCGGACAAAUGGAGAUCGAGAAACUCCGUGAAGCCAAAAAAGUAGAAAGAAGGCAACCCAGAAGGAAGGAAAGCCGAACAAUAAGGUCGACCGACCACAAAGACUCCAGGAAACCAUUUAAGCUCACCCUAAAGUUCGACAAUUACACCAGGUUCAACACAAAGAGGGAGAAGAUAAUCAAAAAAAUACUCAAUGCCAAAAUUAUAAAACCUCCGGCAAGAGCAGGAAGCUAUCAAGACCAACGAUUCAUCGACAGAAGUAAACACUGCGCUUUCCAUCAGAAGUACGGACAUACAACCGACAAAUGCGUCAUAGCUAAAGAUCUACUAGAAAGAUUAGCUCGGCAAGGUCUUCUGGACAAAUAUAUUGAAGGAAGAAAACAUAAAGAAAACAGCCGAGACCGAGAAGAACGCCAACAGACCUCAGGAAGCAAGGAGGACAAUAAAUGGUCAAACAAUGCACUACCAAAAGGCAUUAUAAAUUGCAUUUUUUGA
Arachis stenosperma is the source of this 1206-nucleotide messenger RNA. RefSeq lists its product as uncharacterized. The coding region runs from base 1 to 1206 and encodes 401 amino acids. Lineage: Eukaryota; Viridiplantae; Streptophyta; Magnoliopsida; Fabales; Fabaceae. The record is from RefSeq and is a predicted model, not a curated record. The transcript has a single exon.